ACAUCGGCCAAAUAGACUAUAAACAAAGCGAUUGAUUGAUUUUGUAAAUACGUGUUUUAAACCACCGAUAAUACAUGAGAAAAUGUUUGGAAAACAUAUUAAAGUAUCCACUGAAGUAUAUUUACAUCAGGUAAAUAGGUGUUUUUAAUUUAAUUCUCUAGAAAUAAUAAAUCUCGCUAAAAUUGUGUAAUAUCAGUAUCAGUAUCAAAUUUGAAGAUCAAGUUGACAAAGUCGUGUCAAAGUAAAUUAGAUCUAAGAUUUAUAUAAAAAUAUAAUCGUUAACAAUUAUAAUUAUAAAUUAUAAUUCAUAUAUUAUUUAUUAAUGAAAAUUAAAAUAUUACUAAUCAAAUGUUUAGUUUAGAGGUUUUAAAUGGCUAAUCAUGGCUGGAAUCGGUGAAUUAUGCAUUGCAUUUUCACGUCCAUCCAAUUCAUCAGUGAAUGACAUUCCAUUGGUACAUCACAGGAUCAAGCAAGGUGUCAGUGUCAUGUAUAUCGUGUCAUGUGGUUGGGGUAUUUAGUUAAUUUAGUGAGGUAAAGAAUACAAUUAAAUACUAUAUGCUAUUUGAUAUAAAGUGAUAAUCAUAGAAGUAGUCAAUGACAAUGAUUUUAAAUUUAACUGAGCCAUUGAUAGCCUAAUCCUUAAACUUAAAAAAAAACUGCACAUUAAAAGAACCAACAAUUUGAGGGGAUGCUUCCAAACCCUCCCCCCCCCCCGCCUUUGACUACAAUACAGCAAAAAUAUAAAUAACUAAAAUAAAUUGUCAUUUUUAUAACAUAUUUUAAAAAGUAAAGAGUAGACACUACUGAGUAGACAUAGUAAAUCUUUCAGAAGCCUUUCAUCAAAUAAAAUUAGGGAAAUAGUGGAAGCAAUGAAAUCAACUUAAAUUAUUGAGAGCUUAUUUUAUACACAAGAUUUUUUUUCAUUCAUCAUGUAUAAUGAUGUUAGUGCUAUUUUGCGAAAAACACCUUUUUUGGAACAUAGAAACAAAAAAUCAUUUAUUGAUAAAUUAAAGUAGUUUAAAUUUAGAUAAUAAAUUGUUUAAAUAAAAUUAUUUAACAAACAACAUUAUUAUUAAGUAACAAUUAGAAAGUAAAGUAUUUGUAUAAACACUGCCAAGUCAAGAGACAACUUAUUUUUUACUGGCAUCUGUUAUGUUACUGUCUUAUUAAGCAAUGAAUGAUGAUAUUAUUGAUAUGUGCCGAAAUGAAUCCCUACAUUUUAAAUUAACAAAAAUUUUCUGGUGAGAGGCUUCAAUGAGCCGCCUGCCCAGAAUCCCUCUCCCCACAUUCACUUGAGAGCCUUCAGUGCUUCAUCCUCCAAGUCCAAUCAAAGUGACUGCAGGGGAAUGAAACUAAGAUGGGGCAAAAAGCAUUCCCCCAGAGAAGGCUUUCUGCCGACACGUUCGCUGUUUUGUUGCGUUUAUUUUGCAGGUUUAACCCUACUCUGUUUUACUCAUUUUAUUUUGUACUAACCUGAUUGCAGUCUCUCCCCUUAUUACCCCGAUAUGACAACCAGAAUGAGGGAAGGGCAUGGAGUUCAGCAAGUUGGAGGGCAGAGCUUGAGCUGGCCCUUGUUGCCAUGAUUCCUAAUUUUGGUAAUGAUAGAGAUGCACUGCCCACUUGAAUGUCUGAAAAGCCCCCCCCCCCCUUCUCGGGUGGACAAAAGAGACACCCAAUUUCUUGGCGGUUUAUUGAAUGGACAUGGGUAAAAUAAAAGAUUUGGAUGCACAGUUUUAGAUCCCAAAUGAAAAGUCAUUUAAAAUUUGAGUCUUUCAAAUGUGUAUUCUUCCAUACUACAUUUUUCCUUUCUUUGUAAUUGUAGCAAACAUCUGAAGUUGAUGAAAAGUCUUAAGACUUUGCUUGUGAAGAGCGUCAAUGAAAAUUUAUGUCUCGAAACAGUAUGGAAAAACACAAGACUCUACACUUCGAUAAACAUCAAUGCUAUAACUGUAAAAAGUGCUUUCUAUUUGCGCAUGCAUUAAAAGAACACACAAGAAACCAUUCAUGUAACAGUUUAAAGUUUCUGGCAGAAUUACCAUUGAAUAAAGAAGUCAAUUUAAAGUCUAGAUCAGUUCAGACGUCUGACACUUUGGAGCCACAGUGUGACCAAGUUUUGACUAAUGGCGUCAAUGCACUAGAUAAAAACUGUGUUUUAACUAGGGGUUCUAAUAGGAAAAAUAUCUUUGAAAUGUUAUCUAGUGUUGUAAAUCCUGAAGAAAAUUGUUCAGACUUUGAAGAUCAUAUAAGUUUAGAACAUCUGAAAAAAUGUAUCUCCUCACCAAAAACAAUAAACAGAGCCCAUAAUAAGAACCGAGAACAUAAAACAGGAACAAAGUCUAGUAAAACAAAUCAUUCUCCAGAUGAACUUCUGGCAUACUCUAUAAAUCAGAAUGAUAUGGUUAAAAAUUAUAGCAAGUCAACUCAAUCUUUGUUAAAAUUAAAAGAGAAGCUAACAAAACAGAAAAGUUCACAAAUAAAGAAGAAGUUGAAACUCAAAAUAAUCAAAAGUCAAAAAACCCAAUUGCAGAAAAAAAAAGUUAGCAAGAAGGCUGGUCAAGCUUUUAUCAAUGGAGAUACCUUUACAAGUGAUAAGAAGAAAAGCUUAACUGAACAUGCAGGAGAGCUGGCCCAGCAUUGUGAGUCACCUCUAGUCGUUAGAGGCACCAUUAAAAGAACUAGGAAAAAACAAUAUAUAAACUCAUCAUGUAGUAGCAGUAAGGUCUUGGAGAAUAAUUCACAGAUGAGAAAUACAAUCAGUUCAGACACUGAGUCUGCCACUUCUGAUCUAGAUUCAGACUAUGACAAAUCCAAUGACAAAAUUCCUCCUCAACUCAUUUAUAUUAAUGGAAGGACUUAUUUUAAUGAUCAGAAUCCAUUUGUAAAGAAGAAAAUUCCACAGGGCAAGUUGAGUGGUUCUCCCUUCUCUCAAAAUAGCGCUGAAUUUACAAAAGUUUCAACUAGACCUCAAGCUGAGAAAGCUGGUAAAGCAUCACAUUUAGAUUUCUCUGGUUGUCACCUGUGUAAUAUCCAUUGUGAAGAUAAGACAGAAUCGCAAACAAACCUGAAACUACUCAAGGAACAUGUACCUUAUAGUUAUAUUUGUUUCAUUUGUGGCAAUUCUUUCCUCUUCAAGGACUCUCUAAAACCUCACAUGGAAACUUGCCAUCAAAUUUGCUCUUCACAAGAUAAUUUGUCAAAAGAGAAUGCCCCACAAAUAUGUAAGAAACACCAACAGAUAAUUGAAAUUAUAGACCUUGCUCUUCGCUCUAUGCUUGAUCCCUUUCAAAAUAAAAUUGAUGCACUCAAUGGAAAGAGAAAAAUCCUUGACAGUAACAGGGAGAAGGUAGUCAGAUGCAGUCCUGAUACAUGCAUAAUAGUUGAAGAUGAGGAUACAGAACCCCAUUGUGAUCUUACUGAUUUGGAGACCUCAUACGUUGACCUUCUAAAGCCUUAUAUGAGGAUUUACAGUGACACUGAGCUGCUUGCACUCUCUACUAAUGACUUUUAGACCACAAUAAUUGUAAAAUAUCAGGUCAUCAUUUUCACCUUUUGUCUACUCUAAUUGGAGGCAAAUCAGGAUAAACAAUAGGUUUUUAAAAUGUUUUUUUUAAAAAUACAUUUGUUGAAAAAAUACAUUUAUGUUCUUUGAAAUAAAGUAAUCAAUAACAUUUGCCCUUCUAUUCACCGAACUA
This is a messenger RNA of Lymnaea stagnalis (great pond snail), 3692 nucleotides long. NCBI's taxonomy places the organism in Eukaryota, Metazoa, Mollusca, Gastropoda, Lymnaeidae. The record is from the annotation of a GenBank genome assembly.